This is a messenger RNA of Ananas comosus (pineapple), 1781 nucleotides long. Its product is annotated as F-box/kelch-repeat protein At5g43190. The transcript is spliced from 2 exons. Gene Ontology annotation, molecular function: protein binding. NCBI's taxonomy places the organism in Eukaryota, Viridiplantae, Streptophyta, Magnoliopsida, Poales, Bromeliaceae. The record is from RefSeq and is a predicted model, not a curated record. The coding region runs from base 1 to 1176 and encodes 391 amino acids.
AUGGUGAGAGUGGUGGGAGAAGAAGAGGAGAUGGAGGCGUCGAUAUGGGGGCGGCUCCCCGACGAGCUCCUGGAGCGGGUGCUGGCGCUGCUCCCCCUGCGCGCGCUCAUCUCCCUCCGCCGCACCUGCAGGCGCUUCCGAUCCCUCCUCCUCACCCCGGCCUUCCUCUCCCUCCUCCCCAACCACGCACGUCCUCGUCGUGCUUGUCAGUCGUCGUCGUCGUCGUUCUCCUCCUCGCCCCGCAGUUCCCCACCGCUUGCCCCUCUACGACCCCUCCUUCGAUCAUGGGCGCGCCCUCUCCCCUCCCUCCUCUCCUAUUUUUCCUCCGAGCGCCGCGCCUCCUCUCGCUCCUGCUCCUCCUCGAUCCACGCGACUCUCCACACCAACCAGCCCCUCCCGGCCGGCGGCGGACGAAGCGAACAAUGGACGAUCGCCGGCGCCACCCUUUCUCCCGCCGCGUCCCGCCGCCCGACGGCUACAAGCGCUUGUCCCGCCCAGGACCCCGCCCGGUGGUCUUCCUCUACGACUUCCGAGGCGACUCCUGCGGGCCUGUUCCCGAGCGCUUCGAGCGCCUCCUCGUCCCGUCGGCCGGCCACCGCACGACGAGGCGCGCUAUUACCGCGCGGCACCCUCUUUCGCCACCACGGAGCCCUGCCGUUAGUUCCUUCGACCUGGGCGCUCCAAGGCACCUGGUUCCCCCCCCGGCGCCUUUCGCCGCUCCCCCCCGCUCCCCGCGGCCUCGCCUUCGCGCUCGUCGGCCGGCAGGCGCGCGCGGGCGCCGGCGGCGCCGGCGAGCGGCUCUUCCUGGUGGGCGGCGUGGGGCGGGACGGGAUCACGCGGAGCGUGUGCGUGUGGGAGCUCCUCCCCCUGGGCGGCGGCGGCGGCGGGUGGCGGUGGGCGGAGGCGGGGCGGCUGCCGGAGAUGAUGUGUCGGAAGCUGGUGGGCGUGUGCUACCACAACUACGCGCACGUGUACUGCGCGUGGCACGGGGGCGGCGCCGCGGGAGCGGGUGGGGCGGCGGUGUGCGUCUGCUGCGCCACGUGGCCCGAGGUGCUCGCCUUCCGCGUCGGCCGCGCCACCUGGCACUGGCUCCCGCGCUGCCCGCUCCUCCGCGACAAGUGGAGCUGCGGCUUCCGCUGGUUCUCCUUCGCCCCCGACCUCUACGCCCUCGUUUAAGGUUUAAUUCAAUUCACUUCAAUCCAAUCCAAUUCAAUCGAUUGACUGAUUGAUUGACGAUGCCCACACACACAUUUUCGAUUUGUUAUUAUUAACUUCAAACAUUAUCAUCAUCAUUGUUGUUGUUGUUGCUGCUGCUGCAGCCGCCGCCAUUAGGCCCAUUACAUAUCUCUAUGAUUGUGUGAGUAUACAUAUACAUUAGCUUAAUAUAUUUAUUUCUUGCUUUUGAUAUGUGAUAUAUAUUUUUUAUUUUUUAAUUUUGGUGUAUAUUAAAGCAGAAGUUCGUUGUGGUGUGGAGCUCCUGGUGAGGAAAAAUUCUAGAAUGCAACGGGUAUAUUAGUGACGUGGCGUAACAAACCAAUCAAAUUAAUCCUUUUAAGAAUAUAUGUCCCAUCAUGAUUGUAAAAAAGUAUUUUUAUUGUACUUUUGUUUGAAAAGAAGGAAUGUGAUUGGCUUGUUAUUGAUGACGUGGUGCAAGUGUGACAGUGUAGAAUACCUCCCUGGUGAGGAGGGCUCUGUGUGAAUCGUUAGAUAAAAAGCAAAUAAAAUGUGAUCUGACGGUCCACUGCCAUCCUCCUUAAAUAGAAGUUCUCUAAUGAAGUUUU